This is a messenger RNA of Aphanomyces astaci, 7112 nucleotides long. RefSeq lists its product as hypothetical. Bases 1 to 5736 code for a protein of 1911 amino acids. Gene Ontology annotation, biological process: vacuolar acidification. NCBI's taxonomy places the organism in Eukaryota, Oomycota, Saprolegniomycetes, Saprolegniales, Verrucalvaceae. The record is from RefSeq and is a predicted model, not a curated record. Gene Ontology annotation, cellular component: RAVE complex. Gene Ontology annotation, molecular function: protein binding. The transcript has 16 exons.
AUGCUCAACGAAGCGACAUGCCUUGUGGGGGUCAGCUCAACCCUUGUCGUGCAGCAUGAUCUGGUCAACUACCGCUGGCUCUUCUACUCCCCCGAGACGUCCAUGUCGGUGGUCAUCGCUCGAGCUCCGCUUCUGCAACAAGGAGGAGCUACAGCUCGCCCACAGAGGUACUCGCAAGUCCAGAUCCUGUAUCUCCCGUCCACACCCCAAAGCAUUGCAUUGCAUCGACCGACGUGUCGUCUUGCCGUCGCAUGCGUGGAUGGGACGGCAUUAUUAUUCAAUCCCGGCCAGCCAUCUCCGUCAUCUUCGUCCCCUGUCCGAAAUCUCGUGUGCGAUGAUUCGUCGUUGAUAUGGCACACGCAAGCCACGUGGCGAUGUGAACCGGGAAUGACCACGCCUCUCAAAUGGUGCGAGUCCAACGAAGACGUAUGGCUCGUCGGCGCCGGCACCAAAGUGUCCAUGUGGAAAGUUGUCGACGACGCCGUGUCUGUGUACUCGAACCGGUCGUUCGCCCUAGGUCAUGCCACAUCAUCACGAGCCGUGCUCUUCGAUGCAUGUUCCACAGGUCGAUACGUCGCCACGACCACCCAUCCCCAUGCUCGUCUCAUAAAGGUUUGGUCGUUGAACACGUGGACUAUGGAAAUGACAGCGCCGUUUUGUGCCUUCCUCGGCCACCUACGAGCCAUCCACUCCAUCGAAUGGCUGCGUCCAGAAGCGGAGAGUGUGCUGGACAAUGCGACGCUCAUGACGUUGGACGUCGGCGGGAGCCUGACGGUGUGGCGGGAAGAUUCGAACGCGAGCACAUUUGGGUUUCUGCGUGUAUGGGUCUUGGACGAAUCUUGCAUUCGCAUGUGUGGCUCAAUCGAUCGGCGCAAAUCCCGUUUCAAGACGUUGCUGUGGGAGUUGCCCAGCAACGACCCUGCCAAGCCGUUGAAAGUGUGGCACACGGCCAUACCGGACAAAACCCAUCACUUGUACACACACACGAUGGACAGAAUGCACAUGAAGGCCUCGAAAAGCGUCGGCUUUUCCUCCCGCGCCGGGGCCACCGCUGACACCCACGACGGCGAAAAGUUCAUUCAAGGCAACUUGGCCUUGUCCAAGUGCUCGAUCACGUACUUGUUGUAUACAAUCCACGACAACGGAGAUCUCGGCAUUUGGCGACUGGACUGCACCAUGUUCUUGACAUCGACACCGCGCGUGACGCAGCUGUGUACCACAUCCGACCUUGAUCUCGUCCAUGCCAAGCCGAUGCAUGCGUCCGUGGUCGAUGUCUUUGCGCCGCCGCCACACAACCUGCCGCCGCUGGACAUUUCGUUUACGCUGCUGCAGUGUCCCUCCCAUGACCUCCACGCAGUGUCACUGCAUGUGGCGCCGCUUCCUCCAUCUCCUUCUUCCACCAACCCAGUCGAAUACUCUGUCACAAACAAGCUCGUCCUGUCCACGGGGUCGACUCUGCAUGGCAUCCACAGCGUCGUGUCGGGCACUCCAGACUCGUCCAUGCUGGUCGUUCGAGAUCGCGCCGGCCACGCCGUCGUGGUAGAAUGCGACGCUGUAUCCCAUCCAUCGAUCGUUCUUUCAAACGUCCUGGCCGUAACAGUAUCGCAGGAGGCGUCGGUAGUGUUUUACCUUCGUUCCAGUACGCCAUCAUCGGCCCUUGCAUUAAGUUGUGUUGGCUUCAAGCAUCAGGACGAUCAUGUUGGCGAUCCUCCUCCUUGCCAUACCUUGUGGGAGGACCUGCUAGAGAUGGCGUUGCCUGAACACGAGCCUUCCGAUGGGGAAGGCGGCUGGGCGUUGAGUUGUGCAAAAGAAGACGACGUGGUGGAUUCUGCGACAACGUCAGCGUCGCAUGUGUUUCGACUGGUGGCCGUGUCGCCGCACGGCGGGGUCUGGCUGUGGCGCGUACAAGCCGAGUCGGCUGGUCGGGGUCCGCGGGUGCUAGGAACCGCGUCCGUGCCGCCCCCGACGGCGCUGCCUCGUCAGUCCAUCCUCCUCGCCUCGUUCAUGCCAUCGUCCUCGUCGCUGUUUGUGACGGUGGGAAGGCUAGACCCGUCGUCUUCGGUGCAGUUCUGGCACAUCACAACAUCCGACGGUGACCGUCUUGACUGGAGAAGCAGCAGCAGCCGGGCUCCGAUGCUCGUGCCGUCCACCGCCGUCGUCCGCCGCGUCGAGUUGCAUCGAUCGGGGUUUCUCGCGCUCUUGUCAUCAUUGGAUGAGCAUGCCGCCCCCAAGAAGGAGGCGUGGAUGAGUGUCCAGCACAUGUGGGAUCCGCGGGCCGUAUCCCACUGGGCUGUGGACGCUGACAUGCAGUGUAUGACGUGGCAACACGACGGGUCGCAGCUCGUGGCGAUCUCUCCCACGGCCGUGUAUGGCUUCAACGCAGCUCACGGCACGUUGUUGUUUUCACACUCGUGGCUUUCCCCAGGGGUCAGGGGGGGUGGAGCCCCCCCCCCCACGUCUAUUUGCAUGUCCGUCGAUCCUUCCAUCAUGUACGUGGCCCACGGCGCGUUCUUGUCGCAAGUGCAUGCUGCCCCCCCUCCCCCCGCUUCUUCGUUUUCCUCCCCCCCAUCCCCCUUCUCUGUACAAAGCUAUCAGCAUCCUGUGUGGACUCCAUGGAAUCUGCUGCAUUUACUCUUGGACGGCCGCGUCAAAGCGACGAGGCGCGUCCUACAAGCACUUGUGGACGCGAUUUCCAUCAACGAAGCCCAAACAUUUGUGGACAUGGCAACGUCCACACUUGUGCUGCCGUGGUUACCGUGGUCCCAUGUCAUGUACCCCCGAGAAGUCGACGGUGACGACCGAGUGACGUUUGUGGCCAAGAAACCACAACGCAGCCAGUGCACGGCCGCCAACUUGUUUGCGCCGGCGACUCGUCUUGAUCGUCGCAAUAGUACGCCCAACCAAACCCUUGAAGACGUAGUGGACGUCGGGGCGUUUUUUAACGUUCCGAACAACCACGCGCGGCUGUCGUUUCUGCUGGAAAGAGACCGCUCGGCGUUUCAAACGAUCUGCAGCGUCGUAGCAGCAUGCGAACAACACGCGACGGACAUGCCUGGGCUGCGAUUCUUGAUCCUGGCGGCGGUAGCGGAGGGGGGGGAUGGACGAGGCAUGAUGUGCGCCGAGGCCGUCAUAUGGGCCCGCCUCACGUCCAUGGACCUAUUCGCGCUGCCGAUGUUUCAACAUGGAGGCGACAAUUCGAUGGACUGGCAUCGCAUGCAAAAGCUACGUGUACCGUUUUGGCUCGACGAUAUAGCCCGACUCAAGCAAACCACUGAGCGUAUGGCUAACCGCGCAUAUGCUGCAACCAAAGACCCGUUUGCAGUGGCACUGUACUUUGUCUUGUUGGGCAAGACAAGGUUGCUCUCGAACGUGUUUCGCCUGGCACAUGAGACGAAAAUUGCAGACCUCUUGGCCAACGACUUUGACGACGACCGGUGGAAGGCGGCAGCGAUUAAGAACGCGUUUGUGCUUAAAUCCAAGCAACGGUACCUCCUGGCUGCCGCGUUCUUUUUGCUCGCCAACAAGGUGUACGAAGCCGCGUCCAUCGCCGAGCUGGCCGACCCGAGCUUCGCGCUGUCGUUUCUAAUCCUCCGAUUGUCAGAGCCGACCUCGUUGACCGACUUGGGCCCUGUGACCAUCCAGUUUGUCCGAACAGUGCUGCUGGACAAGGCGGAAGUAGCCAACGACGUGUACAUGCAGUGUCUGUGCCGGCUCUACUUGGACAACCGCCUCGUGUUGGAGCCGUUCUUAGCGCCGCCACCGCCCGUCGCUACGAUGACGUCUGCUUCCAUGAUGUCGAAUACGUACUGGCAGCACGAGUCGCUGGCUGGAGCGUGUCGGUUGGUCCAGCAUGGAGCGGCAGGUAUCGACAACGAAGCUGACGAGGCAAGAGUCGUGGCUUUGCACUGCAUGGCGGCCACUAGAUUGCAUGCCCAGGGCUAUGGUUUUCUCGGGCAUCGAUUGCUUUCCGACCUCAGUAUCGUGUUCCCAUCGGUGACAUCCUUGGAUGUAUUUCCAUGGGUGGCGAAUCUCCGCCAUGAGCUGGCUCGGCUGUGUGUGUCUGACCAGCUGCAGACCGUGUGCUCAACCUUAUCACUUGCGAUCGACACGUCUAUUGCCUCUGGGUCAUUUGACUGGGAUUGGCAAACGAGGAUGGUUGAAGCGUCCAGCUUCUUCAGUCCGGACGUACCGCCCCCCGCCGUCGUCCAGCUGUGCCGCCGCCACUCCUCCGUGGCGUGGAUGAUCGCAUCCCAUCAUCAUCUGCAGACGGCGUCGGCGCCAAUCGCCGCUCAAGUCGGCGUCAUCAUCCGCGCCAUGCAGGCGUCCCCCGGGACCUCGUCGGUGGUUCGUCCAGUUGGGCAUGCCACGCAGUCUCUGAUCGAGUAUUUGCACGUGAUGCAAACACACGAAUCGCCCGACGUCGUCCGCCUCGCGACUGGCGCCAUCUACACGGGGAUGUUUGCCUUGUUUGUGGCCGUAGCAUGGCACCGCCGCCUCCCUCGUUGCUGUGUCGUGCGCUUCGUAUCGCUGUUGUGUCCGCAAAAAGAAAUACUCGUCAGUCCACAACAUGAUGACAUGUGUCUAGUGUGCAUCGAGUUUACAAAUCCCCGCCGCCGCCGCCGCCAGCUACUGCCGUCCCUGCGCCAGGACCUGCCCGCAUUGCAUGACAUGGUGCGCCAGCUACGCACGUUGAACCCACCACCAUUAUCCUCGUCCUUACCAUCGUCGUCUGCGACCGACGGCGGCUGUUGGUGCUGGACGGCCCUGGUUGCGCUGCUGCACGAGACCAUGGCGGCGCAUGUGCUGCGGUUGACCGACCAGCUCGACAAUGCCCAGUCGUUGCAACACACGUGGCAAGCCUAUACCACGCCUCGAAUCGUUCGGCAGUUGAGGGCGUGUCGGAAACAAGCGGCCACGCCAAGCUCGGACCAUGGCGACGACGACGACGGGUGUGUGUGGCAGGACCUGAUCCAGCUGGUCGUCCCCAACACGACGGCCGUCCCGCGAGUCGGGAUCGUCGCGAGUGAAUACGAUGAUGGUGGUGUUCGUGGUGGGGGGGGGGUUGCAGAGGUGAUUUACAGCUCGGACGUACCUGGGGAAUCCAUUCGAAGCAUGUGCUGCAACACACAGCAACGGAGCACAGUAGUGCUUUGCAACGGUCGGAUGCUGUACCGAGCGUUGGCCAAGAAGCCACCGAAAACGUCUAAUAUCACGUCAUCUUGUCAGCUGCACGUGAAUGCCAAGUAUACGCCCCCAGCCGUGUUCUUUGCCGGAGGACACCACCACGAUGGACAUGUCAAAGUGCCGUCCAUGUUGCUAUCCCCCCAACCAGACAGCAAAGGAAGUAGUAGUAGUAGUAAUAGUAGCUACAAACCCGUUGCUGUCCAGUCGCACCCUUCGAUGCCCGUCUUUUGCAGCGGCACGGCCACGGGGUCGGUGGAAGUGUGGCGGUUCGACCAGAUCUCGACAUGCAACCUAUUCGAGCACCAAGUGUCGACUGCGACGAACGCACUCACGUUGGCACCUCGACGGGACAUCCACCGCCUUCGCUUUGCCCAAUCCGGCUACACGCUCGGCGCGUGCGAUGCAUUGGGGUUUGUGUACUUGUGGAACUUUGCGAGCGAAGGGUCGUCGGCGUGUUAUGCCCAUCUCCAGUGUCACAACCGAGGCACGCGGGACUUUGCGUUUUUGAACGCGUCGAGUUGCGUCGCGUCCGUCGGCGCCUCCACCAAGUGAGUAGUACCGCCAAACAAUAUGUGUGAAAAAAGAUUUUUUUUAGGAAAAAAAACUUGUGCCUGUGGGAUACGUUGUUGCCGCCGCACAAAGCGCUCAUCUGUGCGCCGCUGUGCCAUCCCGUGGGCGCGGCGUCCGUGGUCUUCUCGUCCAGGCAUCAGGUAAUUAACGUGGGAGCUACGAUGAGAAUGGUAUGAGGAUGGACUACUACUAGCUCGUCAUUUCCGGCGGCGAGAGCGGCUCCCUGAGCAUCUUUGACGUUCGCCAGCAACGCGUGCUGUAUGCCGUGUCGACCGCCCACGACAGCUGCGUCACGACGUUGGCGCUGCACCCGCAAGGCCACUGCGUCCUCUCUGGGUCGGCCACGGGGGACGUCAAGGCAAGCAACUUGCUCGCGAAUCCUUCAUUAUCGUCGUAUCCCAUGGAAAAUGUAUCGUAGAUAUGGUCGUUGCCGCUGUUCCGAGAACUGUGCAGCUGGGGAAACAGUGCUGGCAUGACCACCAAGGCACGCCAUCAGUCGGCGAGCUUCCUCAUGGACGCAUCGUCCACGUUUGCCGCGGCCACGGCCGUGACCGGGAUCACGGAUGCGUUUGCAACAGAAGACUUCUUUUACGCGAGUGGAUCGGAUGGCGUGAUUCAAAGAUACCAAACUCCUAUCGUUACGGCCCUGUAAUAUGUAAUCAAGCGCCGUCGCGUAAACAAGUUCUUCCGCGGCGACGGUAUAGCCGACGCAUGGAAUCGAUUAUUGCGCUCCUUGUACAUAAAAGUCUAACGCCAAGUUCACUAGGUGCUCUGUACGCUUAGAAGUUUAAUGAGACCAUGCUGCACUGACGCCGUGUUACUGUUUUGUAAGGAAUGUGAUGGCGAAAUUGGAAAUAUAAGAUGCCGAUGAGAAAUUUCUCAGUGCCGUGGGUGGUGUUAAAAAACACCAGGUUGUAUACGAGGCGACAGGGAGACGUCACCUCAAUGAAGCGGAACACGUUCCAAUGUCAAGCAAUUUAAGCCGACGACGUGAACUUGGUCACGGCCUUCGUGCCUUCCGACACGGCGUGCUUGGCCAAUUCACCGGGAAGCAUGAGGCGCACGGCGGUUUGGAUUUCGCGGGACGACAAGGUCGACUUCUUGUUGUAGCGGCUCAAUUUGCCGGCUUCCGACGCAAUGCGCUCGAAGAUAUCGUUGAUGAACGAGUUCAUGAUGGACAUGCCGCGCUUGGAGAUACCGGUUUCAGGGUGCACUUGCUUCAACACCUUGUAGAUGUAGGUGGAGUACGACUCAAUGCGCUUGGUCUUGCGGGACUUGCCCUUCUCGCCGGCUUUCUUGGGGGCCUUGGCCGACUUCUUGCUGGGGGUCUUCGCCAUGAUGGAUUGCGCUUUUGAACG